UCAUGUUGGCGGCACAAUGGCGUUUUGUUCCCAAUGUCGCUUCACCCUAACCUCACACACUUUCCGCGUUCUCUACCACAAAAAUCGCCUUUCUUUUGACGUAGAAUGGCCGAGACAUCACCGUCGGUCCACCAGCGCGACCUCUCCAACAUCAAACGCCUGUUGUGGAGCACCGACAUCAAGGCGGACAUUUUCCGCCGUUGGUCUCAAGGCUUCUAUUUCAGUGCAAGCGAACCGACGGCCUUGGAACAGGCCGAAGGGGGCCCUUGUGCCAUCAUCGCCCCGGUUCAAGCCUUCAUUUUGAAAAAUUUGUUACUCAAAUAUAAGGAUUUAUCAUUCCGGGAGAUGGCCGUCACUAGUGACAUGCAGACGCAUCUUCUCGUCAACGCCUUGUGCGAGAUAUUGGAACAGUGCACCGGUCGCAAAUAUUUUUUAGUGUAUUUGAGUGACACAAUAAGUGACCAAGUGGUGCAAAAUGGGGUUGUGUCACAACAGCACACCGAAUCCGAAUCGACGGUUUUUCACGAGGGGCUCCGAAUACACGUGUUUCAGGGCGUGGAGGAGGUUAGGAAGUAUUACAUUGAGAAUAUCAACCACUUGAAGUCACAAUACGGAAUUUUGUUAUUUUUAUAUUCGGUCAUUUUGACACGGGGAUUGGAAGAGGUCCAAUCGGAUAAUUCUAAUGACACCUCAGAGCCUUUAAUUGAUGACACUUAUGGUUAUGGCAGCCAAAGUCUUAUCAAUCUUAUGAUAACGGGACGUGCGACGACUUAUGUGUGGGACCACGAGCAGGAUGUUGGGGGUUUAAAACUGAAAGGUUUGGAGAAGCAAAGUCAGAUCGGUUUUAUCACAAUAAUGGAGCACUUGAGGUAUUGUACGGUGGGUUCAUUUUACAAAAAUCCGAUUCAUCCGGUUUGGGUUUUGGGCUCUGACACACACUUAACAGUAUUAUUUAGUACAGAAAGACGGCUCGUGAGCCCCGAAACUAAAACCGACCAAGCGAAGCGAGUGUUUAAACAUUUCGAUCCUGACGGAAAUAACUUCAUAAGUUCGUCUCUAUUGCAAGAUGUGCUCCAAGCCCUUGAUCUAGUCAGUGAAGAGGAGUAUGUAGAAGUCAUGCGGAAAAAACUGGACCCGGAAAAUUUAGGCAUAAUUCUGUUAAAUAGUUUUAUGGAUGAGUUUUUCCCCAAGGAGGAUAAUCCAAUGCCCGAUGUGUUUUCAUUGGUGCAUUACAAUAGCCUGGCGCAGAGUAAUUUGGACGGACAAAUACGGUACAGGAUAGGUGAAUGCGUUUUAUUGGAGUCGGACUUGAGGGCCGUCAGUGAGUCAAAUCCCAUGUUGACGGUGUUGCAAACCAAGUGGCCAAAUAUAGAAGUUCGAUGGAACGAGUUAGGGACACCUUCUUUGAACUAGUGACAAUUUUAUUUCGCAUUUAUUUAAUUUCUACAAUCGGAUAUAAUUUUGUUGUUGCAUUUUUUUAAUAAACUGUACCUAUUUUUGAGCAUUUAGUUGGCGAAUUUUGUGAAUUCGUCGAAAUGAUGAAACGUGCAUUGUUAUAUUUGUUAAGCCGAAAUGUAUAAAAAUCACAAAAAUAUGUAUAUUAUGAAAGAUAUUUAAUUCUGUUAGUGCAUGUGUAUUUUGGAAAAACAAUAAAAUAUGUUGCAUUUCUCUUCC
Tribolium castaneum (red flour beetle) is the source of this 1674-nucleotide messenger RNA. RefSeq lists its product as uncharacterized. Gene Ontology annotation, biological process: protein K48-linked deubiquitination. Lineage: Eukaryota; Metazoa; Arthropoda; Insecta; Coleoptera; Tenebrionidae. The record is from RefSeq and is a predicted model, not a curated record. The coding region runs from base 106 to 1413 and encodes 435 amino acids. The transcript has 7 exons. Gene Ontology annotation, molecular function: cysteine-type deubiquitinase activity; K48-linked deubiquitinase activity; calcium ion binding.